Haplochromis burtoni (Burton's mouthbrooder) is the source of this 4562-nucleotide messenger RNA. Its product is annotated as interferon-inducible GTPase 5. NCBI's taxonomy places the organism in Eukaryota, Metazoa, Chordata, Actinopteri, Cichliformes, Cichlidae. Gene Ontology annotation, cellular component: membrane. The coding region runs from base 2720 to 3886 and encodes 388 amino acids. Gene Ontology annotation, molecular function: GTP binding. The record is from RefSeq and is a predicted model, not a curated record. The transcript has 3 exons.
CCCCGACCUUCCAAUCAUGGGGCCACCACUCUACCUACUGAGCUAUCCCUGCCCUGAUGUGAAACCUGCGCUGCCAGCAUUUAGUCAGAUUACUCUCUUGAAUGCCCGCUCUGUUUCCUACUGAAACAUGGCAGAGGGAUGGCGAAUUUAUUCACCUAAACGAACUGUGCCCUGCUGGCUGCUGCUGCAUGGGCGCCCCCCAUUUAGGUCGCUGUGGUGCGGGACUUACUGUCAUCUAUAAUAAGGAGAGUUACACAUGCAGAGGUAUGCAAGCUGAAAACUAUUCUUCUUUUGAGUCACAAACAAUUAAGGUGGGCUUUACGAACAUCUUUUAUUGUGUUUUAGUCUAUCGCCCUCAUGGCCCUGCUACUGUAUUCUUAAAGGAUUUUACGGACUUCUUAUCUUCUAUUAUCAAGCUCGAGAAAGUUUUGAUUCUUGGGGAUUUUAAUAUUCAUGUUCAACAUUCAUUUACAUUGAUGAUGCUUCAUCUAACUCUGCAGCUGAACUUUUAUCUAUAUCUGAUUCUUUUAACUUUGUCCAACAUGUCUCCAGUCCAACCCAUACAAAAGGCCUUACCUUGGACCUUGUCCUUUCCUUGGGCAUCAACACUGGCAAUGUGUUUGUUGAGGAUGCACAUUUGAGUGAUCGUAAUUGUGUCUUUUUUAACUCAAUUUUAGCUUUAAACAAACACCUAUGGAGUUAAAAACUCAUAGACGCAUAAUAACUGAGACUACUACUGAGAGGUUUUCCGUCAUGUUUAACAGUUCUCUACUUUUUACCGGAAACGAUGUAAAUACUCUUAUUCAGUCCUUUAAUAAGGAAUGCACAUUGAUUUUGGAUCAAGUGGCAUAUAUUAAAACAAGCCCUGCCUUACAAAAGAAGGCAUGCUCUUGGAUAAAUGAGUCUUAAAUUUAAGGAGAAUAUGCAGCAAAACGGAACGACUAUGGAAGAAAACUAAACUUGAAGUACACAGGCUCCAUCUUUGAGAUCUCAGGCUCUCCUUAAAUGAUACGAUGAAAAAUGUUAGAUCAGAAUAUUUUUCUAGACUCAUAUCAAAAAACAAGAGAAAUCCCAAGUUUCUUUUUGACAAAAUCAGUGCUAUUGUAUCCCCGGAUGUGGUACCUUUAAUUGUGCACUCUGAAGCAGACAAUAAUAAACUCCUCUGAUUUUUUUGUUGUUGAUAAGAUCAAAGAAAUCAAUGCUAAAAUCUCCCCAAAGCUUUCUUGUUGUCCAAGUGAGACACUCACUUUGCACUCCUGGUCAACUUUUACACCUGUGACAUUUGAUGAAAUGGCAGGCUGAUAGAUAGAUAAAAUGAAGCCGUCUUCAAGGCCCUCAGAUAUUAUCAAUGCUAAGCUUUUCAUCAAUGCUUUUGACACCAUUGGUCCUUGGGCUGUGAACCUUUUUAAUGUUUCUCUUCAGACUCUGGUGCUCCACAUCAUUUUUAAACAUGCCAUUGUGGAAACAAGGCUAAAAAAACCAAACCUAGAUCCAACACUACUUCAACAUUAUAGACCUCUCCAAACUCCAAACCAUUUAUGGCAAAACUCUUUGAGAAGACAGUUGCUGUCCACCUUACAGCAUACUUGGAAAAACACAACAUCAAUGACCGUUUACAAUCUGAUUUCCUUACGUUGCAUUCCACUGAAACAGCACUACUAAAAGUAACUAAUGAUAUUAUGAUGUCAGCAGACUCCGGAGAAUACACAGUCCUGGUCUUGUUAGACCUUCAGACUUCAGACUUUGAUACAGUUAAUCAUACAAUCCUGAUAAACAGACUCAGAGACCUUGUUAAGAUGUCUGGCUAUGUUCUAUGAUGUGUUUAUGACUGUAUUGUGUUUUCUUACCUUUCUUGUAAAGCACUUUGUGACACAUGUCUGAGAAAUGUGCUAUAUAAAUAAACUUUACUUACUUACUUCUAAAAACUACAGUCCAAUUUCUAAAUUACCUUGUUGUGACAAAGCCAAUAAUUUCUGCACAUGAAAGGACCUACAUCUUUUAAAAGGAACCAACAGGGUUCUGUAGAUUCCACAUCACUGUGACUGCACUAUUCAAAGUCUCAAUUGCCUUUGAUACAGUCCAUCACACUUUGUUGUACAGAAUGGCGCACUGGGUGAAAAUGUCUGGUUUGUAUCUGUUAAAUAUUCCACUGGGUCGGUCUUGGUCCUGUAUUUUUUCAUUUUUGUUCUAAUGAUACAGAUUCUUCUUCCUGGGUCACACGUCACAACAAAUGGCUGAAUAAAUUUAAAUUCACCAGUAUGGAACCAGCUGAUGGCACAAACUGGUUGUAAAAAGAAAAAGAGAAAUACUAGUAUCGCUUGUGAUAGCAGCACAACAUCUUUUAUUAUCUUUUUUUGUAUAUUUAUUUCUUUUGUUAUUCUGUUUCUCUUAGAAAACACUUUCUAAUGCAGAUUUUCACAAGUCUAUAUAAAUAGAGUUACUACUAUUACUAGCUAAUUAGCUAUAUCUGUUACUCUGCUUAAGGAAAAAAAAAACACAUUUAACAUAAGCUACUUCCUGUCAAAUUUUUGCAGUUAAACAAGAUUCACUGCUGUUUUCAAAGGUUCUGGCCAAGACAAACAUACAUUUGAGGUAACAGAGUUCAACAGAGACCAGAACGACUCCUUGCAGACUCAUUUCCACGAGCUCCAGCUAUCAUCAUAUUGCUGCAUAGAGUAUAUUAAUCAUUACUCCAACACCACAGCACACAGGGCUCAGCAUGGAGGAUCUAACUAAUGCCGUUAAAAGUGCACUGAAGAAAAAUGAUGCUGCUGCAGCUGUGAAAUUGAUUAAAGAGUUUUUAAAAGACCAAAAUAAUAUUCCACUAAAGAUCGCCAUCACAGGAAAAUCUGGUGCUGGUAAAUCCACCUUUGUUAAUGCCUUCAGAGAGAUGUCCGAUGAUGACGAGGGAGCUGCUCUUACUGGUGUUACACAAACAACCUUACAGCGUAGAGAGUACCCCCAUCCAAACUAUCCCAAUGUUAUGUUAGGGGAUCUUCCUGGGAUCGGCACCAUGAAGUUUCCAGCUGAUGAGUACCUGGAGCUUGUUGGAUUUGAGAAGUUUGACCUCUUCAUCAUCAUCUCAGACACUUGCUUCAGAGAAAAUGAGGUGAAACUCGCAAAGGAGAUUCAGAAGAUAAAGAAAAAGUUCUACUUUGUUCGCUCAAAGAUUGACAACGAUAUACAAGCUGAGAGAAGAAAGAGAGACUUCAAUGAAGGGAGGACUCUUAAAAAGAUCAGAGAAAAAUGUGUUCAAGAUCUUCGAGAACGAGGCAUCCCAUUUCCACAGGUCUUCCUUGUGUCCAGCUUUGAGCGCAGUCUUUACGACUUCCCUUUCUUACGUGAGAUAUUCGAGAGAGAUCUUCAUGCACACAAGAGAGAUGCUCUGCUGUUUGCCAUGUCUGAUAUCAACCAGAAGAUCAUCAACGAGAAGAAAGAAACUUUUCAGUCUAAAAUAACAUUCUAUGCUACUCUGUCUGGAGCUGUAGCAGGAGUUCCACUCCCUGGGCUUUCUGCUGCUGUUGAUAUAGGCUUGAUCAUUAAGGUUGUCAAAGAAUAUGUAGCUGGGUUUGGUCUUGAUAAGCCAUCUCUGGAGAAACUUGCUUCCAGCUCAGGUGUUCCAUACACUGAUCUGUUUGCUGUUAUCAAGUCACCACUGGCUAAAAGAGAAAUAAAUAAAGAGCUCAUCCUGAAGAUUUUGACCCAGCUAGCAUGCACAGCUGCAUUACUAGCAGCAGAGGAAGGAUUCAGAUGGAUUCCAGUAAUUGGAAUUUUAGCAUCAAUCGGUCUCUCUUUUACAUUUACCAACAAAGCUCUGAAUCAUUUCCUCAACACUCUUGCUGAGGAUGCUGAGACAGUCUUUAAAAGGGCUCUGAAUUUGGAUUAGUAACUAAAUUACAAAGUGAUUUAGUAUCAAAUUUGAAGUGGCAAUGUACAAAAUAAUAAUAAUCUUCCAAGUCAACUGAACAAAUCUUUCUAUAUAAAUAAAUCAGUAAUGCAAACCAUAAUCUAGAUGUUUGAGGAAUAGCUGUCAAUGGCAGGUCUCAUUUCAUUUGAUCACAGCAGCUCACUUCUCGCAGCAACACUCAAACGUUCCUCUUUGUAUCAAUACAGGACCAAAUGGGAUCUAUUCAGAUAUAAACUGUGUACAAUGUGUUUACUACUUAUUUGUGUAAUUAUUAAUAUUAGCACUACAUUGAGAUGGGACUGAUUGUUUUACAAUAUUUUAAUUUAAUAGGUUCCACUAUUAUAAAUUAUAAGAGUACUUGAUGUAUCUACACAUAUGAACUGUAAUAUUUACCAUUACUGUCUGUUAUUAAUAAAAUGUUUUUUGUACAUUUAAAUAAUAUACAUUAGUGUGAGAAAUAGGUGCAGUGAUUUCUGCAAUGUACAAAAAUACAUGGAAACACAGUAUAUGAGGUAAAAACAGAGUUUGUACAUUUUUCACAAGCUUGAAAGUUAAUAUUUGCUAUGAGCACCUUUAUUCUCCAGCACAGUCUGAACUCUGUAAGGGAAGCUUUCUGUAAUUUCUUUAAGCAGUCUUCAGUAAUAAAUCUGGCUUG